GUCAACCUACGGAAAGAAACGGGUGAUAAAUCACUCCAAACACUAAAUCGCUUGCUGUCCAAUCGUUUUCUUUCCCCUCUUUCUCAUCUUCUCAGCUUUUCCGGCAAAAUAUUUUUCUUCCCUGGAGCAGAAAAGAUACCCAAAUUUCAAAUUCUCAUGGCACUUUCUUCCAUUUCUUCACUAUCGGUAAAAUGUUUACCCUUGAAUUCUUCUAAAUCAAGGCAUCCAUGUUCUCUACAAACUAGGAAACAAAUUUCCAUGGUAUCUCAGAUAAACCCACAAAAGGAUCAAACUCAAGGAAGAUUGUUCCGAGAGGAAGCACAUUGGUAAGAUUACAGAGCCCAAGAGAUGGCAAAAAUUGGUUUCAACUGCUUUGGCUGCUGCUGCAGUCAUUGGUUUUAGCUCAGGCAUGCCUUCAGUUGCUGAACUCAACAAGUAUGAGGCUGAUACCCGUGGUGAAUUUGGAAUUGGAUCCGCCGCUCAAUAUGGUUCUGCAGAUCUCAGGAAAGCAGUGCAUAUUAAUGAAAAUUUCAGGAGAGCCAAUUUCACAUCUGCUGAUAUGAGGGAAUCAGAUUUCAGUGGCUGUACAUUCAAUGGCGCAUAUCUUGAAAAAGCUGUUGCAUACAAGACAAAUUUCUCAGGUGCAGAUUUGAGUGACACAUUGAUGGAUCGUAUGGUAUUAAAUGAAGCAAAUUUUACAAAUGCAGUACUAGUUAGAUCGGUGCUAACACGAAGCGAUUUAGGCGGUGCCAUUAUCGUAGGUGCCGACUUCAGCGAUGCCGUCAUUGACCUUCCUCAGAAGCAAGCCCUUUGCAAGUAUGCGAGUGGAACGAACCCAGUGACGGGAGUGAGCACGAGGGCGAGCUUAGGGUGCGGGAACAGCCGGAGAAAUGCGUAUGGGACGCCGUCGUCUCCACUGCUGAGCGCGCCGCCGCAGCAGUUGCUUGACCGCGAUGGUUUCUGCGACCAAGACACUGGCCUUUGUGAGGCCACUAAAUAGGUAGAUAAAUACACUUUGAAGGAACUUUCCAGAAAAAAGUGUUGAUUGGUUUGUAUAUAUAUUAUAUAAUAUACUCUUUACAUGCAAAAGAAGAAGAAGAAGAAGAAGCAAUUACUGUUAUUUAUGUAUAUUUUUUAAAAAAAA
This is a messenger RNA of Cucumis sativus (cucumber), 1144 nucleotides long. RefSeq names its product thylakoid lumenal protein TL20.3, chloroplastic. The transcript is spliced from 7 exons. The record is from RefSeq and is a predicted model, not a curated record. Lineage: Eukaryota; Viridiplantae; Streptophyta; Magnoliopsida; Cucurbitales; Cucurbitaceae. Bases 410 to 1000 code for a protein of 196 amino acids.